AUGUCGCAAAACUUUGUCUCAGAUCAAUCUUUCUGCGCCGGAUUAAUCUCAGAGCCUCCGGACCUUGAAAUGUCAGCCCCACUCAGUGAAUCGAGUGAUGCAGAACCUGGCUAUGACAAACCACGCAAAAAAAGACGUCUGAACCCAGAGUUAUGGGAUUAUUCUCGCAGUCCAAAAGGUUCUGAACAGCUGAGAGAUAAACACUAUCAUGAGAUAUAUUACUGCAAACUUUGCGAGGCCAACCGUGGCUCGCCCAACGCCCAGCGAUUUAGAGAACACCUAGCAAGGAAGCAUCAUGUGUACGUGGGCAAGACAUCGGACAGCCGCCAGAAGAUCUCCUUUGCAAGUGCGAUCAAAAACAUCUUCGCCAAACAAGCCGAAAAGCUGGAAGGAAGAGAUACUGAGCAGGAGAGGCAGCUUCAAAGUGCCAUUCAGCAGAGUCAGCUCGAGGAGGCUUGCGUGAGGCUCAUCACGAGUAUCAUUAAGUUGACUCGAAAGUCUGUCCCAAAACUCAUCGAAGCUACAUUUCUCCACCACCUCGAACAGCUGAAGAAGAAGCUUGGGAAAGCGCUCUCUUGGAUCCAUUUUUCGAUAGAUAUGUGGACUUCUCCUUCAAAAACAGGAUACCAGGCAAUUGUUGCCCAUUGGGCAGACGAAGAAACUAGGCAGGCGGAAUGCGCUCUCAUCUCACUGCGGGAGUUUAAGGGAGGGCAUGGUGGCGAGGAGCAGGCGCGCGUGUUCCUCGAGGUCAUUGACGAGUAUAAACUUAGCAAUCGAAUCGGCUUCUUCACAAUGGACAACGCUAGCUCGAACGAUAAAAUGCUACGGUAUAUCUCGGAGAGGAUAGCCGACUUCCAUCCCGUUUUGCGCAGGGUACGCUGUAAUGGCCAUAUUAUCAACCUGGCAGUACAAAGCUUUCUCUUCUCGCCAAAGAGGUCAAAGCGAAGCCAAAGCCAGCAUGAGGAGGACGACGCAAUUGAAUUGGCGAUCACGGAGACUCGAGGGCUGUCCGAAGCAGAAAAGCAAAGCAAAAUGAUACAAGAGAAGCUCGCAGAGGAGUGGCGGAAGCACGGCGCGCUAGGCAAGCUUCAUAAUCUUAACGUUUGGUAUCGUGCUUCUACGGCUCGAUAUCAGGAGUUUAUCAGCAAAGUUGGUAGGGCUAUCCCCUUGGACAACGAAACACGCUGGAACUCUUGGGCCAUUGAGGUCGCAGUCGCACUGUCAAAGAGAAAGGAGAUCAAUAGCUGGCAAGAGGACCAUCACAGCGAAUUAGGUGAAGACAGGCUGGAAUUUAAAGACUGGCAGGAGCUUCAGCAAGUCGAUGAGUUUCUCCAGCCAUUUUUGAGCGCCACCAAAGGCACUGAGGGUGAGGAGAGUUCAUUGGAUGAUAUGCUAAUGUCUAUGGACCUUUCAAUUGAGCAUUUCAAGUUACAGAAGGAAAAGCAUAAGAAUAACCCCCAGAUGACGACAGUGAUCGGAAUGGUCUGGUCUGGUCUGGUCAACCCCCCAGACCAGACCAGACCAAGCCACUUUGGUCGGACCGGUUGGUCGGACCGGUCCGACCAACGAGACCAACAAGCUGGAUGA
Messenger RNA from Pochonia chlamydosporia 170, 1587 nucleotides. RefSeq lists its product as hypothetical. The record is from RefSeq and is a predicted model, not a curated record. NCBI's taxonomy places the organism in Eukaryota, Fungi, Ascomycota, Sordariomycetes, Hypocreales, Clavicipitaceae. The transcript has 2 exons. The coding region runs from base 1 to 1587 and encodes 528 amino acids.